GAACAGCGCCCAUGUUGUCCACCUGCGUCGGGCAGCAGGUCACCGCGCACUUCGGUGGGCUGCGAUUUCGCAGUGUGCAUGCAUGCGGAAGUGGGACGUUCUGCGCGGGGUCCGCCCUGCCCCGGGCGCGGGCCACGCAACUGUCGAAGCGAGGGGCGGCGGCCCCAGGGCCGCAGUGCUGUAGGGGCAUGGUGACGGUACUGCGAGUGGCGCGUGUCGUGUACGCUUCCGGAUGUGGCGGCCAUCAGGUGCGUUGUGCCGCGUACGGUGGGGGAGUGGUGGCUGCGUCUGGUCUUUGUCGCGUGAGUUUUGUGUGCCGCUGGGCCUGUCGCCACGGUGGUGGCUUUCGCUGUCGCGUGGGUGUGCUUCACCCCGAGAUGGCGGGGGCGGGGAGGUGCGGUCGCGGCCACACCGCGGGGUUCCGGAUUUUUUGUUGUGCGCAGGCGAGCGCCACGUGCGGGCGUGGGCCGUUUCUUGCGGUGGUGCGCGCCUCCGUCGUUCUUCUUGCGGAGGCGACGGUGUUUGCAUGGCAUUUGCUUGCCUUUAUGUUUGUUUCGCGGCACACCUCUGAGGCGGGGCUGCGGAUUUGCUUACGGCGUUCUUGUCUUUUACUUUCUGGUGUGAGUUGGGUGAGCAUACGUAACUGCCACCUCAUCGCGAGUGAGGACCUUGCGGUCGUUUAUGUCGUGACGCUGUUUGAAGACGGCAAUGAGUUGAGGGAUGAUCAAACCAACAUCCUGGUGCGUUGUGCCGAUACCUCGUAUCUCUAG
Trypanosoma rangeli is the source of this 770-nucleotide messenger RNA. RefSeq lists its product as uncharacterized. The transcript has a single exon. NCBI's taxonomy places the organism in Eukaryota, Euglenozoa, Kinetoplastea, Trypanosomatida, Trypanosomatidae. The annotation marks the transcript as partial. The record is from RefSeq and is a predicted model, not a curated record.